GCGGAAACCUCCCCACCUCCUCCCGCCAGCCUCCGAGGAAAAACAGCAACAACAAGCCGAGCUGCUGCGAGCGGAAGCGGGGAGCAAGAUGGCUGCGCCGAGAGGGAAGCUCUGGGUCCUGGGGCUCCCGCCGCCCCUGCUGCUGCUCUGCACCGUGGCCUUGGCGGCACGUCCCGGGACCGCCUCGGCCGAAGCGUUUGACUCGGUCUUGGGGGACACGGCGUCCUGUCACCGCGCCUGUCAGCUCACGUACCCGUUGCACACCUACCCCAAGGAAGAGGAGUUGUACGCAUGUCAGAGAGGUUGCAGGCUGUUUUCAAUUUGUCAGUUUGUGGAUGAUGGAAGUGACUUAAAUCGGACCAAAUUGGAAUGUGAAUCUGCUUGUUCGGAAGCAUACUCCCGAGCCGAUGAGCAGUACGCUUGCCACCUUGGCUGCCAGGAUCAGCUGCCCUUUGCCGAGCUGAGACAAGAACAACUCAUGUCCCUGAUGCCAAAAAUGCAUCUCCUCUUCCCUCUUACGCUGCUGACGUCAUUUUGGAGUGACAUGAUGGACUCCGCCCAGAGCUUCAUAACCUCUUCCUGGACCUUUUAUCUUCAGGCUGAUGAUGGGAAAAUAGUGAUAUUCCAGUCUAAGCCAGAAAUGCAGGAUGCACCACAGCUGGAACAGGAGCCUACAAACUUGAGGGAAUCAUCUUUAAGCAGAAUGUCCUCAGAUCUUCAAAUGAGAAGCUCACAAGCACACAGGAGCUAUCUUGAAGAUGAAGAAAGUGAUGGUUUUUUAAGAUGUCUCUCCCUGAACUCGGGCUGGAUUUUGACCAUGACCCUCGUCCUGUCUGUGAUGGUGUUGCUCUGGAUCUGUUGUGCGGCCGUUGCCACGGCUGUGGAGCAGUAUGCUCCCUCCGAGAAGCUGAGCAUCUAUGGCGACUUGGAAUUCGUGAAUGAGCAGAAGCUCGGCAGGUACCCCGCUUCCUCCCUGGUGCUCCUCAGACCAGAACCCGCAGAGCACGAAGAAGCGGGGCCCCUGCCUGCAAAAGUGGAUCUCGCUCACUCAGAGAUCUAAGCUGCUCUGCUUGCUUUGUUUUUUCCCCUCCCCCCCAAGAGUCACCUGUACUUAAACUUCCAUUCUUCAUAGAGCUUUUUAAGGUGAUUUUGUUGGAUAUAGGCCUUGAGAAAUCAUUGUAAAAUGCAAAUAAAGUUACCUGAAUCUGUGAAGACUGUAUUUGCUACAACUUCACCUGUAAUUUUUUUUUUCCUAGUAAUUUAAGACACGGACAUUGGGGUCGUAUUUUUCUUUUUACUAAUAUCUGUGGCUACUUUGUUAGUUGCAUCUUUUCUCCCUUUAGCCAAAUUCUACCAGCUGAUCACAGUUGUCCACCUCCGGCCAGGACGUGUCACUUAGUACUGGACUCGCUCCUGCUCCAAAAUGGCCUCCCAGCUGGACUCCUGAAACUCAGCAGCAAAGGCUGUUUAAAUGACACUACGUGCCCAUUGUAUUGAGUCAAAAUGAUUAAAAUUCUAUUUGAGUAAUUA
Messenger RNA from Jaculus jaculus (lesser Egyptian jerboa), 1530 nucleotides. It is a transcript of the gene Tmem59, whose product is annotated as transmembrane protein 59. Gene Ontology annotation, biological process: positive regulation of autophagy. The transcript has 8 exons. Lineage: Eukaryota; Metazoa; Chordata; Mammalia; Rodentia; Dipodidae. Gene Ontology annotation, cellular component: late endosome; lysosome. The coding region runs from base 89 to 1060 and encodes 323 amino acids. The record is from RefSeq and is a predicted model, not a curated record.